Messenger RNA from Spinacia oleracea (spinach), 1295 nucleotides. RefSeq lists its product as uncharacterized. The record is from RefSeq and is a predicted model, not a curated record. The transcript is spliced from 3 exons. Lineage: Eukaryota; Viridiplantae; Streptophyta; Magnoliopsida; Caryophyllales; Amaranthaceae. Bases 361 to 1002 code for a protein of 213 amino acids.
GAAAAAAAACUGAAAACCCCUUUUAUCUCAUUUCCAUUUUCCACGCAUCUAUCAUCAUGAAAAAAUCAUCCCCUCCAAAAUCUGGAAAGCCAGUUCAAUUCCCAUUUCGCACGAUCUGGUCAUCAGUUUUUAUUUCCUCACUUGUCUCUCUCUCUCUUGUUCACUCCUACUUUCAAGUUAUUGUUUUCUCUCUCUCCUUAACACCCAAUCAUAUCUCAGAUUAUUGCUAAUUAUGCUCUAAUUGUAUAAUUAAUCACUAUUCAUACAACUUACACUCACUUUUCUCACUCAAUUCAAUCGAUCGAAAUCUGGAUUUUUGGUCCUAAAACACGAAAAAGUUCGAUUGAUUGAUUAAAAAAAAUGGUGCGGAGAAAUAGUUUUUGGGCGUCUUUUAAACAUUUUGGCAACAUUUGGUUCCCUUUAAUUGCGCUUCUUUUUGGUGCACUUGCUAUGGCUUUCAGUCUUAUUGCUUAUGCCAAGAGAAUUAAGGCUAAAGAUGUUACGAAACCAUAUGGGUUAUGUGUAUAUCCAAGCAGUCCAUCCCCUGGUCUUGGCAUAGUGGCUGCACUAUUUCUACUAGUCGAGCAAAUUGUUAUUAGCGCUGCUACUUUCUGCUUCUGUUGCUGUGGACAACGUUGUACUGCGCGCUGCACAACUAUAAUCGCACUUCUGUUCUUCAUUGGCUCCUGGUUAACCUUCCUGAUAACAUUCAGUGGAUUGAUAUAUACAGCGAUCCUCAACAACAGCGACUUCCUAGCAGUAUCAUACAAUGGAGAAAACAUUGAUUCUUGCAACGUGGGCAACGAGAAUUUGUUCCUUGGUGCUGCAUAUUGGUGCAUAAUUAGUACUAUUGUAGGUCUCAUCGCUUAUAUUUUUUGGGUGUGUGGUAUUGUUAAAAUACACAAUGAUCGCAGCAGAGCCCAAGCUAUUACUGAUCAUGAGCAAGGGGUUGUUGCUAUGGGCGAACCUCAAAACAAUCAAAUGCAGCAACCAAAUGAAUAAUCUUGGAUAACUAAUGUGAUGCUGUAUAUAUAGAAGAAGAUCACCAAAAUCCAAGGGAUUUUCAGAUAAAAAGUUGGUUGUAAGUUGUAUAACAGAUAUGUUACUCCUCAUUAGACCUGGUUAUUGGACAGGGUAGUCCAAUGGAUAUAGGGUUAGGGUCAAGUUAAUAGGGCUUUUAUUGGGCAGGGCUCUUAUUGGACAGGGCCUUUAUUGGACAGGGUCAUUAUAGGGUAAAACUUAUACUACAAUUAUUUUGAAAAUUAAAAUAGUAAUGAUACAAAAAAUUACGUGUA